Molecule: messenger RNA, 4804 nt
Organism: Falco peregrinus (peregrine falcon)
Lineage: Eukaryota; Metazoa; Chordata; Aves; Falconiformes; Falconidae
Gene: ZDHHC2
Product: zinc finger DHHC-type palmitoyltransferase 2
Exons: 13
Coding region: 60-1196 (378 amino acids)
Biological process (GO): protein targeting to membrane; peptidyl-L-cysteine S-palmitoylation
Cellular component (GO): endoplasmic reticulum; Golgi apparatus
Molecular function (GO): protein-cysteine S-palmitoyltransferase activity
Source: RefSeq, a predicted model, not a curated record
GGGGCGGGCUCCGGCGGGGUGCGCGGCCGGAGCCCGGGCACCCGGAGCGAGCGGCCGGGAUGCGGUGCGGGAAGAUGGCGGCGGCGCCGCCGCCAGCCGGGGCGGCGGGCGACUGGGGCGGCGUGCGGCGGCGCUGCCAGCGGCUGCUCUACUGGGUGCCGGUGCUCUUCAUCUCCAGCAUCCUCUGCUGGUCCUACUACGCUUAUGUCACCCAGCUCUGCCUGCUGACAAUGGCAAAUAUUGGAGAAAAAGUUGUGUGCCUGGUUGCUUACCACAUAUUUUUCAUGCUGUUCGUCUGGUCAUAUUGGAAAACAAUCUUUACGCUACCAAUGAAUCCUUCAAAAGAAUUUCAUCUAUCAUACUCAGACAAGGAGUCCCUAGAGAGAGAGCCUAGAGGUGAAUCCCAGCAAGAAGUCUUAAGACGGGCAGCCAAGGAUCUUCCUAUCUAUACACGGACAAUGUCUGGAGCAAUCAGAUACUGUGACAGAUGCCAUCUUGUAAAACCAGAUCGUUGCCAUCACUGUUCUGUAUGCGACAAAUGCAUUUUGAAAAUGGAUCAUCAUUGCCCUUGGGUGAACAACUGUGUAGGAUUCUCCAAUUACAAAUUUUUUCUUCUUUUCUUGGCUUAUUCGCUACUGUAUUGCCUUUUCAUUGCUGCAACAGAUUUACAGUAUUUUAUCAAGUUUUGGACAAAUGGUCUUCCUGAUACUCAAGCCAAGUUCCACAUCAUGUUUUUAUUCUUUGCUGCAGCAAUGUUUUCUGUCAGUCUGUCCUCUCUCUUUGGCUAUCACUGUUGGCUUGUCAGCAAGAAUAAGUCUACAUUAGAGGUAUUCAGAGCUCCCAUAUUUCGUCACAGAACAGACAAGAAUGGCUUUAGCUUGGGCUUCAGCAAAAACCUAAGGCAGGUGUUUGGUGAUGAGAAGAAAUACUGGUUGCUACCUGUGUUUUCAAGUCUAGGGGAUGGCUGCUCCUUCCCAACUUGCCUUGUUAAUCAGGAUCCUGAGCAAGCUUCCACACCUGUUGGUCUUAAUUCAACAUCCAAAAAUGAGAACCACCUGUUCCCUGCAAAGCCAUUGCGUGAUUCCCAGAGCCACCUGCUUACAGAUACACCGUCUUGGUCAGAAACUGGUGUGAAGGCUGAAAAGGGCAAAGUUGGUAUGAGCAAUCCUGCAUUAACCAUGGAAAAUGAAACCUAAUUUCCCUUAAAAGAAAUAUGUGAAUAUGUAAGGAAAGUUCAAGAAAAAGCUGUCGCUGGAGGAAGACAGAUUCUUCCAAAUAUCAGCCCUGUUGGCCAGCUGCUCCUGUCUGCUCCUGUGUGGAUGUGCUCAGAAAACAAACUGACAGAUGAUUAGCUGUCUCCAUGUCACUGCUUGAAACAUGAAACUAAACAUACUAUUUCUGAACCAUAUAAAAUGUUUCAACUUAAAGUUACUGACUUUGAAUGGUGAAGGGUGACUGAGUAUUAGGAAAUGAAAACAAAGAAACGGAGUCUGAGUUUACAGUUGUAAAAAUUCAAUGGCUGGUUUUACUUCAGCAUUCGGCACAAGAUGUGACCUUCUUAUGUAUCAGUCCAUGUUCUUGCCUUGGUUUUGAAAAUUCACCUGAUAAUUCAAAUUGCUGUAAGUAGUUUACUUUAAAAUCAAAUUUUUGCACUACUGGCUUUAUGAACUGGGAGAACGCCAGUGUUGAUCAGAAAUAAUUUAGUGGUUUAGUGGACUGUAUUUUCUUUGGAGUGCUUGAUAGGUGACUUUCGAAGAUAAGAACACCCAAGUGAAGUGUCUGACUAUUUUUGGAACAUUUUUGGAAAACAUUGCAAAAGCUCGAUUUUUCCCUCAGAAUCUGCACUAUCGAUAGUUUGAAAAGCUGUGGAGGGGAAAAAAUCUCCUUUGUUAAUUGAAUGCUACAGUGGGUCACUGGUAAGUGGAGCGAUAAAAAGCCUGCAUUCAGAUAGGGAAUAUAUAAAUGAAGCUGGCGAGCUGGGGAUCUUGAUGGGAUCUAUACAGGGAAGUGCUGAAAUGGGGAUUUUUUCGUCUCAUUUGGAGCCGUUAACACAUUCAGGAAAUUAAUGUUGGCACAUAACUUUGAUCCAAAAGGCUUUUUACCAACCUAUGUUCCUGAGGGCCACUGUCUUUCAAAAUCCUAGUUUCUUAUUAAUCAGUAGUUGUCUCAGAUUUCUUUUUCCACUUAUUAAGACACUGCCUUUCUUACUGCAUAACUUAAUGAAUAUCCUGUAAAAUCAAGCAGACUUACUGUUAUAACUUGUGAUAUUUGCAUUUACAGGAUAACAGAUGUUUGAUUGCAAUACCAAAAAGCCAAGCUGCUGCACAUAGGAAACCCCCUCCAGUUAAGUUAGGAAGUAGCAGCUUUCUUAGGAUCAGAGUUUAAUGGCCAGAUAAUAAAUAGCAUUACCAACCUUAAAAGUCAAGGAAUUUUCAGCAACCCAAAUCUAAUUGUCUUGUGCCUUUUGUAUACACUACAUUUAUGGUAUCGGUGUUUACAUUUAAAUGCAAAUUGUUAUUCUGGAAACAACUUUAGGAGGAACUUUGUUAUGCUUUCUAGGUGGCUAGAUAGAGACUAGUUAAAAAAAAAAUAGUGAAAACCUCUCAGACUAAGCUUAGUUCAGUUGGAGCAGAAAAGUACUUCUGCUAUCAACUGAGUUACUUAGCAGGUUGGCUUGCAGUGUAAAGAUGCCAAUUGUUUGUUAAGAAAACUGGCAGCAGGACUAAGUGACCAAUUUCAGAAAGCAAAAGUCUCACCAUUAACUCUUCUACAGGCAGAUAACUUUAAAAUUUGUCUUUCCUGGGUUUACAACUUAAGUGAUAGCUGUUGGAGCACAAAUGUGGCUUUUUUUCCUAGUGAGGGAAAAUGUAUUUAUUUUACUUUUUUAAAAAAAAAAAAACAACUCAAAAUUUUACCAGCCUGAAAACAUGUGUUUCUUGCCAGAAGUGCCAGAGUGUGGAUCCCUUUACAUAGAACACCUUUUUUAAACUAGCAUGAAGGUAGCAUACAGUUUACAUGAUGCCUGCAGACAUCUAGCAACCAAAAGUUUUUCGCAGCUAUUUAUUCAGUAUUGUUCUGUCAGCUACACCUGGUAUUAGUGUUUGUUUAAAGGCUAACUUGUCAAGGGAUAAUCAGGGGAGAGGGAAAAUAUAUUUUUUAACACUUCAGGUUCUCUAUCAUCUGUAGAGUCUUGUUUUUUAAGCAGUUAGUCACAGUGUGGUUUGUCAUGGAGCAUGCAUGUGAAAAUACUGAGUAAAAGGUUGAAAUUCAGCUUCAGUGUUACUUGCUCCAUGUUUUUAUGUAAAGAAAAAGUACAGGUUUCUUCCCCAGCAAAACUUGUAAUGGAAAUGGAUCCCUCCAGUACAGAUGUCAGGCUCCCUGGCUGUGUCCAGGGCUCUGAGAGCUCUGGGUAAGGCUAGGGAUCAACGUAGGGAAAGGGCAGGGAUAAAGGAUCAAGAAAUGCCUGGCUUCUCCAUGUCUCAGAAGUCACACUUGGAAAGCACAAUAGCCCUAAAUAAUCUGCAGCUUCGAUGCAGCCAGAGGCUGUCCCUCUAGGAGAAGACGGAGGCAUGGGAAACACACUGACGAAGGGAGAAGGGGAAAGAGGAAUGACAGUAGCUCUGAAGUAAAUGUUAGCAGAUCUGAGCCGGAGGGCUGUAACUGCAGCGGCGCUCUGGGUGGUCACGAGCCAUGCCUCUGUGCAGAGCACUGUCGACAGGCUUUUGAGGGUUCCUUGCAGUUCUGACUGUGUAGAACAUGGACAAAAGUGAGCUAAUCGUGCUCCAAAGUAUAAUUUCUGAUAUUACUAUGUUCUUGGCUUUAAGCUCUCUAAUACUUUAUAUAGCAAAGUGAAAAUGGGUCUUUUUGACAUAUUGUCAUUGAGCAUUGACGCUUGUUACAAUGCACGCAGGAGAAUUUGCAAAGAGGUAAGGGGAGGAAGGAUGCAGUGUUUGUCUGCUUACACUGAUUCCCCUGUUCUUUAUAUAUAUAUUCUUGCUAGGCACUUUACUACAGCCUUUUGUGUAAUUUCUGUAUUUUUUUUAAAGACUGCUUUUUACCUAUUGUACAGUUACUAAUCUACUUUUUUGCUAAAAACAAAAUAAUAGCCCUGAUAUUGUCCAGCAGUAUGACUGCAUUUCAAGCUUCAGUGGAAGCUGGAUAAAUUCUACAGACCUCUCAGACGGGCCCAAGUCCCUAAUGACAACACAAUUGAAUUUAUUUUGUAUAUAUGUAAACAGCCAUAUGAAUCGUAGCCCCUCACACGCCUAAGAAGCUUCCUUAAUAUGUAGGUUAGAACAAGUCCCAUACAUGUCUGCACCAGAAGUGGUGGUUCUAAGUCAGUUGAUGUACUGGUGGUAGAGUCUGCACAGAGAACUAUUUUUAUUAAGAAAAUGGAACGCCUAGAUGUUGGCAAGCUCCUCCCGCUGAGCAAAUAGACACAGCUGCUACUAUGCACUUUAAUUCUUGAGAGAAAAACACUGUCCACUUCAAGCUGCAGAUGGAAAGGUCUUUAGUAACCUGUAGCUGCGGCAGGUAAUUAAUGAAACACUGCUAAUUAUUUUUAACUAUGUACUUAAAAUCAGGGCCUUCAAGCAAGAGUUCAGGAAGGUUGCAAGGAAGCAAGUUUAUUUUAGUGCGUGGUAUGCUGUAGCUGUUACACAGUAUUUGGACUGAGAGUUCUUGCCCAGAUUCAGUUGACUGGUGUUCUGGAAUGGGGGAGGAAUAUAUUUCUACAUAAAUUUAGUGUAUAACUUUGCCACUUGUUAAUGUAUUGCUCACAUAAAUAAAUGCUUCAUGUUCAGCA